AUGGAGCCACCCACCUCAAAUUCACACAUUAUCCCGCUCGGCCCCAUGCCCCAGCAAGCCGGCAUUUGGGCGCUCGACGAUGAUUGGACUGGGAUCACAAAUCGAGAGGAGCGACGGAAGUUGCAGAAUCGACUGAAUCAGAGAGCUUAUCAGAUUCCUCCAGCAGAAGAUGAGGAAGAAUUCAAAUGCGCCCACGCCCCACCCAAUGCCCUCAGCUUCCUUCAAUGGUUCGAAGCAACAGCCUACCAGAGCUAUUUACAAGGCACCCCGAAAAGAGACCACUUGAUCAGCCUCAGCCGGCUCAACGUUCAUCGCGCAAUCAACCAGAAUAUAAUAGCAGUUGGCAUGAACUCCAGAUGGAUGAAAAGUGACGACUCGAUCUCCAUAUUCAACCUCACGCAGCCUGGAUUCACAGAAGAUGGCAUCCCGCUCAACUUACGCCCUACUGCCAUCCAGCGAAGGGUCCCGCAUCAUCCGUGGCUGGACUUCUUCCCAUUUCCGCGCAUGCGAGAUUGUCUGAUUCUUGCUGCGGACUCGUUUGAUGAUGAUGAGUUGUGCCAUGAUCUUAUGGCCUUUUGGGAUACAAGGAAUACAGGUGCGACAUUGCUUGUAUGGGGCGAGCCGUGGGAUUCCCACAACUGGGAGGCUACGGAGGAGUUUGUGAGGAAAUGGGGAUGGCUACUUAAAGGUUCGUCUGAGCUAUUGGCUUCGACUGAUUUUUGGAGGAGGAGCAGAGGUGAAAAGCCACUGGUUUGGAGGGAUUUUCUGCAGCUACAGUAG
Penicillium alfredii is the source of this 780-nucleotide messenger RNA. RefSeq names its product DUF3425 domain-containing protein. NCBI's taxonomy places the organism in Eukaryota, Fungi, Ascomycota, Eurotiomycetes, Eurotiales, Aspergillaceae. The record is from RefSeq and is a predicted model, not a curated record. The coding region runs from base 1 to 780 and encodes 259 amino acids. The transcript has 2 exons.